This is a messenger RNA of Hevea brasiliensis (rubber tree), 2150 nucleotides long. RefSeq names its product pentatricopeptide repeat-containing protein At3g02650, mitochondrial. Lineage: Eukaryota; Viridiplantae; Streptophyta; Magnoliopsida; Malpighiales; Euphorbiaceae. Gene Ontology annotation, molecular function: protein binding. The transcript has a single exon. The record is from RefSeq and is a predicted model, not a curated record. The coding region runs from base 136 to 1872 and encodes 578 amino acids.
UUACACCCUUCGUUGCAUUAGCAGGAUCAAAUGAUAAAAGCCCUCUCCACUCUCCUUAUACCAUUCUAGGGUUUUGUCCUUCUGGUACUCACGCUUCACAGAGCUCACUCUAUCAUACACACGCAGAGCUGAGAGAUGUGGAGAUCCAUAGCUGCUACAUCCAAACAGUUGGCACGGAAUUUUGGUGUAACCAGAAACCCCGACAAGGUUAGGGUUUCCUUGCUUCCUUAUCCAAACUUUAGAUUUCUCUCAAACUCGUCCGUGAACGUCGACCAAUUCGGCCCUGCGAACGAUUCUUCAGCAUUUUUCAGGGAAAAUAGUGAUACCCAAAUCCAGAGUUUUGCUUCUGAAGGAGAUGCUGAUGGUUUAUCAGAGCAGUUUUCACAGGCUUUAGGUGAAAAUGGCGAUUACCAGUUUGAGAAUUUUGCUUCUGUGAGUGAUAACAUUGGCACGCCUGAUCAGCUUUUUAGGGGUUUAGUUGAGGAAGGUGAGGGUGGAAAAGAAGAGGGAGGGGUUUAUGAGAUAGAUAUGGAGAAAUUAGAGAAUGUGUUGUCUUUGUUACAGAGUAUUGCUGACGGGUCCUUAGAAUCAAGUCUUGAUGGUAUGGGUUUGGAUUUACACGAGGAGUUUUUAAUGAAAGUGCUUGAAACCCCUUUUGUUUUGGGUGAUAAUUUGAUUAGGUUUUUCAAGUGGGCGAUUAAGGAGCCAGAUAUCAAUGUGACUACCGACGUAGUUGAUGUGCUUGUUCGAGCUAUUUGUGGUGACCUUAGAAAGAAAGAUGCAUAUGCAUUGUGGGAUUUAAUUAUGGAGGUUGCUAAGAAGGAUAAUGUUGUGCUGAAUGUGGAGAUGCUUAAUCGGUUGAUAGCUUUGUUUUCGAAGCUGGGAAAAGGGAAGGCGGCUUUAGAGGUUUUCAACAAGUUUGAGGACUUUGGGUGUGUCCCGGAUUCAGAGACCUACUAUUAUACAAUUGAAGCCCUUAGUAGGCGAUCCUUUUUUGACUGGGCUUGGUCAGUUUGUGAGAAGAUGCUCAAUGCAGAAGCCCUGCCAGACAGUGAGAAAAUUGGUAAGAUUAUCAAUUGGUUUUGUAAAGGGAGCAGGGCAAGUGAUGCCCAUGUGAUUUAUAUGCUGGCAAAGGAGAAGAAAAAGCAUCCACCUCAGUCUGCAGUCAAUUUUUUGAUCAGUUUGCUCUCACAGAAAGAUGAAACAGUCAAUUUGUCUUUGGAUAUGUUGGAUUCAUUCUCUGGAGAAACACGGAAGUAUGCAAUCAAGCCCUUUUCAUCUGUUAUUCGUGGUUUGUGUAGGAUCAAAGAUUUUGACGGGGUAAAAAUGUUACUAACUAAGAUGAUUGAUGAGGGGCCACCUCCUGGAAAUGCUGUUUUCAAUUCCAUUAUCAAUGGUUAUUCCAAGUGUGGAGAUAUGGAAGAGGCAAUAGAGAUGAAAAUUUUGAUGGAAAGGAGGGGACUGAAACCAGAUCUUUUCACUUAUACGGUUAUUAUGAGUGGUUAUGUAAGUGGUGGUCAGAUGGAGGAGGCUUGCAAAAUACUCUCUGAAGCCAAAAAGAAGUACUCUAAGUUGAGUCCUGUGACUUACCAUACACUUAUUAGAGGUUAUUGCAAACUUGAACAAUUUGACAAAGCUUUGGAGUUAUUAGCAGAGAUGAAGGAAUUUGGGGUCCAACCUAAUGUAGACGAGUACAAUAAGUUGAUCCAAUCUCUAUGCUUAAAGGCCUUAGAUUGGGAAACAGCAGAGAAGCUGUUGGAGAAAAUGAAGGAGGAUGGUCUUCAUCUAAAUGGGAUCACAAGAGGCCUUAUAAGAGCAGUUAAGGAGCUGGAGGGGGAGGGGUUGGAGAAAGAAAUAAGUGUUAAAGCUUGAGUUAUUUCUUGGUAUAGAUGCCACAGUGAAGCUCUCCAAUUUUCUUUUUGGCAUGUGUUCAAUCUCUGUGCACAUGAAUCAGAUUGAAAAAGAAGUUUCAAUUUGGUUCUUAUGAUCAAUUUCGUUGAUGCUUUUGAUUGAGAUGAAAAUGCAUGAUUUGAUUGUCUUAUCUAAGUUGGACAUUUGUAUGCUUCAUGUAGGAAUAGAAACAAAUUGACUGUGUUUUCAGUAGUCUGAAUUUUAAUUUUGUCUAAUAAAUGAAUCCAUUUAGGCUUUUA